GGAUCAGAUAACAGAAUCCAGCAACCUUAUCCUCAAAACUUCCAAACUGCAAAUACCUCUGAUGUUUCCCACCAAAAGUAGCAGAAAAUAAGGUAAAAUUUAAAGAAAAAAAAUGGCAACAGCCUUUCUCCCAACUGCAAGCACCUUCCUUCCAUCUCAUCUAUCCUCUCCAGCAUCUUCUUCUUCCUCUUCCCCAUCACUAAUUUUCCCUUGCAAACACAAUGCAAAGGGAAAAUUAGCAAUAUGCAGGGCAGUCAACGAUUCAACACCACUCUCUCCAAAUCUUACCAAACGAGGCCUUUCAAUCUGCUUCAUCACCAGCUUUUCCUUCUUGUUAGCUGGUCAAGGCUGCUCCAAUGCUAAUGCUGCGAUUCUGGAGGCUGAGGAUGAUGAGGAGCUCUUGGAGAAGGUCAAGAAGGACAGAAAGAAGAGGCUUGAAAGGCAAGGGGUCAUUAGCUCAUCCAACAAAGAAACAGGGUUUCUGCAGGAUCUGGUGUACAAGCUGAGCAAAGUUGGUCAAGCCAUUGACAACAACGAUCUAUCUACAGCUAGUUCAGUUCUUGGGGGAAGCACUGAUACAGAUUGGGUUAAGAAGGCCAAUAUAGCCUUCAGAAAGCUGAGCUCUAGUCCCGAAGAGAAAUCUCAAGUGGAUUCAUUUAAUUCUUCACUAUCUUCAUUGAUAUCAUCAGUGACUCGUAAUGAUGUUGAGUCCUCCAAACUUGCUUUUGUGUCGUCAGCAAGUGCAUUUCAGAAAUGGACAGCCUUAACCGGGCUUGUCGGACAGCUUAAGGGUCUUUGAUUAGGGAUACACCACAAAUUUUCAUUUUAAUGAGAGGAAGUAAUGAAGUCAGAUCAGUUAGUCCUUAAUUACAAUUCCUGAUCAAUAUAAUUUAUUGCUCAGUGUAAUUUAUUCUUCAAAUUUUGACAUCAUCA
This is a messenger RNA of Corylus avellana, 933 nucleotides long. Its product is annotated as chloroplast thylakoid lumen protein. Gene Ontology annotation, biological process: photosystem II repair. The record is from RefSeq and is a predicted model, not a curated record. Lineage: Eukaryota; Viridiplantae; Streptophyta; Magnoliopsida; Fagales; Betulaceae.